UCAAAAAAGUUUGCUAUGUAAAAAUUGCCAAAAAUGUCUACCUUUUGGUGUAUUUACUUUCUAUUUUCACUAUUGAUCUGGAGUGCUAAAUCGUAUAAAUCUCAAUCAGAACCUUCUGGAAAUGUAACCAUAAUCACGAAUUUGAGUGCGAAGCCAAGAUCUGUAGAUCAGUGCACUCCUGGCACGGUACUUAAGCUGAGAGUGGACAAUUUCUUCGAAAUCACCAAAGGUGGGACGUUUUUCAUAAAGUUCUAUGAGCCGAAUUGCAUGGGCUGCCACGACUUUGAAACAACCUGGACUGAUUUGGCCAAAUCGUUCAAGUCGAAGGAAAACAUUUGUUUUGCUGAGCUUAACUGCAAAUUCGCAAAAACCAUAUGCAACGACUAUGAGCUUCGGUAUGAACCAAACCUAAUAUGGCUGGAGAAUGGGGAGGAAGUUCAGCAGUACGACGGGGACUUGACUUCCCCUGCCAUUAAAAUAUUCGUUAGGGAAAUGAUUAAGCGGAAUAACACCAACAAAUCCGCUGCCGAGAGGCCAUAUUUUCACACCAAGCCAAUUAUCCUCUUUGGAUGGUUCCUCUUUGCUGGGGAUGUGAUUUCGUAUUUUGCAUAAAUAUCUCUAAAUUAUACUCGUAUUGUAGGUUAAAAUGAAAAAUAAUUAUAAA
Messenger RNA from Drosophila sechellia, 664 nucleotides. RefSeq names its product protein disulfide-isomerase 5-1. Lineage: Eukaryota; Metazoa; Arthropoda; Insecta; Diptera; Drosophilidae. Gene Ontology annotation, biological process: protein folding. Gene Ontology annotation, molecular function: protein disulfide isomerase activity. The transcript has a single exon. The coding region runs from base 34 to 612 and encodes 192 amino acids. The record is from RefSeq and is a predicted model, not a curated record. Gene Ontology annotation, cellular component: endoplasmic reticulum.